Messenger RNA from Fundulus heteroclitus (mummichog), 3618 nucleotides. Its product is annotated as multivesicular body subunit 12B. Gene Ontology annotation, cellular component: ESCRT I complex; late endosome. Gene Ontology annotation, biological process: virus maturation; viral budding; regulation of epidermal growth factor receptor signaling pathway. Lineage: Eukaryota; Metazoa; Chordata; Actinopteri; Cyprinodontiformes; Fundulidae. The transcript has 10 exons. The record is from RefSeq and is a predicted model, not a curated record. Bases 259 to 1140 code for a protein of 293 amino acids.
CCAACCGCCAAUAAAAUUCAAGAAGAAGAAGAAGAAGAAGGCUCUGCUCAUGGCUGAUAUCGCUAACUAAAAGCCCAGUAUGCAGAUAUUCACAAAGCAACACUUGUUUUGGACGGCUUCUUUGAAUAUGAAGAUUUCCUAGGUACAUGAGUCUCACAGGAGCUAUCAGAAGGCGAGGAAAAGGAAAAAGCUGAAGGAAAUAACAAGGCUAGUGUAACCGGAGUCCUCCCCCCUCCCCCUUACUGGAACUCUGCAGAGAUGCCUGAGGUACGGGACCUUUCAGAGGCCUUACCAGAGAUGUCUAUGGACCCAAUCACUGGUGUUGGAGUGGUAGCUUCCAGGAACAGGGCACCCACUGGAUAUGACGUGAUAUCUACGACAACAGAUGGCCUGGAUGCAGACUUGUGGAAAGAUGGUCUUUUCAAAUCCAAGGUGACCCGUUACCUUUGCUUCACCAGAGUUUUCUCAAAAGAAAAUAGCCAUUUAGGCAACGUUCUUGUGGACAUGAAACUGAUUGAUAUAAAGGACACUUUGCCAGUGGGUUUCAUCCCAAUCCAGGAGACUGUCGACACUCAGGAACAGGCCUUCAGAAAGAGACGACUAUGCAUCAAGUUUAUUCCGAGAGACUCUACAGAAGCAGCUAUCUGUGACAUCCGUAUCCUUGGACGCACAAAACAGGCCCCUCCUCAGUAUACCUUUAUAGGGGAGCUCAACAACAUGGGAAUCUGGUAUCGUAUGGGUAAUGUGCCUCGUGCUCAGGACUCAACGCAAACACCAACAACCAACAAUAUCCAGAAUGCAAAUUCCUCCACUGCCCCAGUCCCAGCUGCUCCUAUACCCAAGCAUAUUUCCAUGACCCUGCCAGCCAGCUUCAGAGGAAAGAACACCACCAGACCAGACUAUGAGCACCAGAACUCUAAUCUUUAUGCUAUCUCAGCUAUGGAUGGAGUGCCUUUUAUGAUUUCUGAGAAGUUUGCCUGCGCCUCCUCUGAUCUGCAACAGGUGGAUCUGAUGGGCAUUACAAUCAAGUCUCUAGCUGAGAUUGAAAAAGAGUAUGAUUACAGUUUCCGCACUGAGCACAGUGCAGCGGCUCGCCUCCCUCCCAGUCCAACACGAACCUCCCUGAGCUCUGAAGCCUGAUGUUUCACUAACAAUAAAUACCAACAGGAGAGACUUGUACACAACUACUGAGUACCAGCCCACUACAGUGAAGACAACCAACCUCUCCAAGAUGGCCAUCCUGAGAAGGAAGUCAAAGUCCAGCUGGAGCCAAGCAUGUGCAGACUGAAAACACUGCAUACAACACAGAGGAGCUGGUUUUUAAACAGAGAUUAUGGAUUUGUUUUUCUGCAAAUGCAGAAGAAUCUUACUCACACGUCACCUUCAAAACAAACAUGGCUACGGUCACACUGCAGGUCUUGAUGCUCAAUUCCUACUUUUUGCAGAAAUCAGAUUGUUUUUGAGGUGGCCGUUCAUUGCGUAAGUAAUGGGGAAUAUAAUUGUUUCCAGAAAUGUUCAAUAAAGUUUCGUUAUAAAAAAAAUCCCUCGAAAAGAAAAAAAAAGUGGAUACUGGCCGGCAUCUCUCCUUGUUAUUAGAAAGCUGUUGAGUGAUGGGACCGACAACGUUAAGAUCACUUCAUUGCAGGACUAAAUAAGGUAAGAAAAUGGCAGCGCAUCUGUAAAUGGUCUUUUAUGGAGCGCUAACUACUACUGCUGUGUGUGGAUCUGUAGUGAGAGACAGGAGAGUGACAUGAAAGACGUGACUAUUCAGACUGCUGACGCUUUGAAAAAAAAAUCUGAUACCUAUCCGAAUUAGUACCACAUAUGAAAGUGUCACGGAAUUGUUCACAAUGUUUUGAAAAAACAGACGUGGGAUGCACAUGGACAAAAAGAUUGGAUUUGGGUUUUAUUUCCCUGCAGUGUGAAUGUUGCUAUGAUGAGAGCAUCCCAGGGCAGGUAAUUGUAAUGAAGGAUGUGUUUUUGUUUUUGUUCAUCUAAAAGCAGAUGUGCCCCCUUCUAACGUCCCUGCUACUGUGUUCUGAAUCAACACAUUGUGAGGCAUAUUCAAGUUCUACUUGGCUUUAUUGGAAAAAUACAUUGUUCUCUUCUUGUUACUGUAGUAUACUGGUUUAACUGUAAGUGCACUUUGUGUUUGGGACUUUUAGUGUGCUUCCUGUUUGCCUGAGAUGUGCUGGAACCACGUCUACAUCUUUUUACACGAGUCAGCAUCUUUGAUAGCUUAUGGAACCACUGUUACAGUUUGCUAACACCUAACAGCUUCCACUGCUAAAUUACAAAAACCACUAUAAAGUUUCAGCGAAGUUGGUUGAUGAAUGGUAAAAAACAAUAUAUUAUCUUUACAUAAUUUUGUAGAAUUCUUGUUUUUGUUUUAUUGGUUACAUAAUGUCCUGAAUCAGAUUCAACCUACCUGUGACAUUAUCUUAAACCACAUUUGCUGUUUAAUUGUCUAAUACCAACAGUGAAAAGAAAGACAUUUCUGAAAAAAAAAAAAUACAAAAAAAACUUAAGCUUAGUUGAAUUUAUGGAUCACAUAGGAGAAAAACCUGCUUUUGUGUUUUUCAGAGUACACCUUUAUAAGUUUCUGUUUACUUUGUUUUUAACCUCAAACCUUUUUUGGAAGUCAUAUUAUGUAUGGAUCAUAUCUAAUUAUAUUACAGGAAUUAUUAAUAAUAACGAAAGGUCAAACGAGUUUUCAGUCACUGCUCCCUUCUAACAAACUACUAAUGGGAUAAUUAUAGAGUAGCUUCAGUUCUAGAUGCUUUUUUUUUUUUCCUUUUCAUUAUUGUUUUUUUCUAUGGUCUGCUGCUCAUUGAGAUUUUAUACAUUGUUUUUGUUUUAACUUUUGUUCCAAUUGUCUAUUUUAUAUAUAUUUUUUAUACUCAAGCUUUUGGGGGCUCACAACCAGACUCAUAUGCACCAGUGAGCGUGUGAUCGGUAAAAUGUGCACUGUAUUCUUUUUUUUUUUUCUUUUUUUUUCAUGCAUUUCAACACCUGGUAAUGCACAAAUAUCGGUAACAAUCUGACACUCUUCUAUAGUUUCAAUCACUCCAAAUGUUUAAUGCCUGUCAAAAAUAUGUUGGUAUUUGCAGUGUUUUCAAGUCAUUACCACAGAUAAACUAAUUUUGCUAUUCUUGACUAUAAUUUAUUAGUCGAUUUCAAUAUUGUGAUCAUGUUUUCUGUAAGGCUCUGUUCUGGUUGUUAGACCUUCAGCAUAGAAAAAUGCCCAUUGCACUGCUGAUAUGAUCACCAGGAUAAAAAAAGUAAGUCGAUGUGCUUGCUUUCAGUUAGGCUAACCCUGUAUCAUUUCUUAGAUUUAGUGUUCACUAAACAGUCUAGAGGUCAGUAAUUCCAACUAAUCCUGUUUUGAAAGUGCUUGUUGGUCUGCAUGUUGUCAUGAUGAAGUAUCAAGAUUUAGGAUAUUUUUUGGGUAAUGGUCAAAGAUUUUGUUUCAUAAAGAUUUCAUCUUUAAUUAUAAACAAUUCAACUUAAGUGGAAAUUGUGUUACAAGGAUCUUGAUGAACAAAAGCUUACACGUCAGGAUUUUUUGUUUUCUUGUUAUCACAAUAGAAUAGAUUGAUAAAGAAAUGGUAAACCUGA